AGUAUUAAAAUUAUUUAAAUACGCUUAUCAUACUGCGUGUUUUAAUAAUUGUUUUGAAGGGUGAAAUUAGGCUUGGAGUCGCUCAUAUGGUGAGUGCCUUUCACACCGAGUGCCAUAUACUUCUCAAAGGGGAAAAUUGUCCGAUACAUCGAAAGAGUGCCACUAAAGAGAACGAGAUGACUUAUCUUUUUGAGUGGAAAUGUACGAAAAAGUGAAAUAGCAACGGGAAAUAAUACUGGUUAGAAAGAGUAAACACGUUCAACCUCCAUGUUCUCUCUUACACAAUACUACAGAUUGGUUUAAAAUAUCAAUUUGUUUCGCUCGCUCUCUCAUGACAGAGAAGAAGCCAUCUUCAUUUCUCGCACUGGUUUUCCUUGCGCUUUGCGUUGUUAUAUGCGAAACUUUUGUAUUGUGUCAUAAACGAACUACUUGUCAUAACGUAAACAACUUCGGACUUCUAAGAUCGUAUUUUUAUUAUUAUAAUAUUAAUAACAGUAAAAAUAAAGCAACACUUAUUGACAGGCGUGUGUUCGGGUGGGCGUCUGAACGAAUAAAGACAAGCAUUUCCGCGUUUACUAAAAUAGCCAUCAAUAAAUUGCCGUGUAUAGGAAAGUCACCUACCGUCGCAUUGGUUUUCGAUUUUGUUUUUGCUUUAUAUCGAUAAAAGUGACUAUUUGUUUACAAGUUAAACAAAGCAUAGUAUUAUCUUCGGUCAGUAAUUUGAUCUAUACACAUUUGAAUCCAUGAAAAAAUCGAGGUUGCUUUCAAUAGGUUAAUGGUGAAAACGGGUUUUCUGUGACAGUAAAUGGGAAUCAACUAUGAGCCUACUCAAAGAAAAUACCAGUGCACAUAAUUGAAAAUAUGUAAAAGAUGUGAAAAAAGAUGUUCAAAUCAGUGCGAUGAAGUUUUUACACAUAUUGUGCAAUUGGAUGUAACUUGGUUUCAAGUGUAUUUCGGCAAGUGUUUCGGAUGGUUAAAAAAUCGUGUGGUUAUAGUUCUAACGUAGGCGGUUUGAUAUCAAGAAAAAAUCAAUCACGUACAGUGUAACAAGGAAAAUUAAUCAAUGAAAACAUAAAAGUGUAAAACAAAUGUGUCGAUACCGCAAUAUGUUUUCUUUAUGAUAUUUAGGAUACUAAUAGCGCAAUCGUCAUUCUAGUGCACAAAAAGCAUCAAACUAAUAAUGCUAAACCGCCAGAAAACCGUCUAUAAUAACGUUUUGCGUAAAUUGUGAUUAUUAAAUAAAUAGCUUUAAACGAAGAUACAAGCAUCCUUGUUUAAAAGGGAUUGUGUGUUGCUCAAGUGAUCUUAACUGAACUUGCCCUUACUUCAAGACGAUAGCCUACAGGAUUAAUCAUCAAAUCGUCGGAUUUGUUUAUAAUACAGCUUGAAAAAUCUAGAUCUGUUUUCCGACCUUAAUCACAACCGUGCGCCCUUGGUGUACUACAGGUGAUGCGGUCAUGUCAAAGUUCAUAAUCGAUAGCAUGUUACCAAAAUACGCUCAGUUCCAGCCGUUUAUUAGCUCUCAGAUUUCAUCACAAUCAAUUUCCAACUCGAACUCGACAGUGUCGCAAACACCCAACUCGGAAGGCAGUCCAUUGACUACUGGUAGUGAGGACAGCCCAAAUUCACCACCAACCAGCAAAAUGUAUCCAUUUGUUUCCAAUCAUCCGACUACACACACUAGCUACUCGACCAUGCCAGGAUUCUCUGGUUUAGAUGAUAAAUCGUGCAGUAGUAGGUAUACCGAUAGUGUAAUGAAUAGCUAUCCUCCGAUGGGAGUCCCUGGUAGCGCCAGUAUUGCACAGUUUUACCAACAGGCAGCUGCGGUUUCUGCCGCGUCGGCAGGAGUCGGCGUUGACUCGUUGGGGUCAGCUUGUUCCCAACUUUCUUCAUCCGUCGGUGGUGCGCAGUCUGGUCUGCCUGAUAUAACCCGUCAUCCUUGGCUGGUUACUGCAUCGCAAUCAGCUCUUCAGAAGUUUGCCAGUACAGAUUGGAUGAGCAAUCCUUUUGAUCGGGUAGUCUGCGGCGAUUUUGCAGGACCUAACGGAUGUCCACGCCGGCGCGGUCGUCAAACCUACACUCGGUUUCAGACGCUUGAACUUGAGAAGGAAUUCCAUUUCAACCAUUAUCUAACCCGCCGACGAAGAAUCGAAAUUGCGCAUGCCCUCUGUUUAACAGAGCGACAGAUAAAAAUCUGGUUUCAAAACCGUCGAAUGAAAUUAAAGAAAGAACUUCGUGCAGUCAAGGAAAUCAACGAACAGGCUCGCCGCGAGCGUGAGGAACAAGACAAAAUGAAGAACGAAUCGCUAAAAUCCGCCCAACAGCAUCACAGCCAAAAACAGGCUCAACAAGAACACACGGUUGUUGGCUCUCAACAAACCAGUAACGGGGGUGGAACUGGUGGAGGAACUGGUGGAAGUGGUGGUGCAGGAAGCGGUGGUAGUUCUGGAAACCUUGGAAGCCACCUGCAUCAUCCUUCAAUCGUUUCGCAAAAUGAUCUGAAACUUGGGCUUGGUGGAAUGGGAGUCGGAGUUGGAGGAAAUCUCAGUAUGAUGGGAGGUCUGGAUAAUAAAACGAAUCAAGACAUCCUUAAAGCAGUUAUGCAACAUAACAAACGAUGGGAUUAGAGUUUUUUGCAUAAUCACAUAAAAAGUGUUUAAAUAAUGGAUCAUUAUUUUAAAGCACAUCUACAGUUUUGAUUUAUACAACGUCUUAUGUUCAAGGAAGUUUUUUUAAAGCAUUGGAUGGCUAAAUGUCUUAUUAAUUUAAGUAAUUGUUUUAAACACAAUAUUGAAUCAUUUAUACUUCUCAAAAUACUCGUUCCUGAAAAUACUAACAGCUGACGGAUCACUUUUUGUUUACCAAAUUUGCAGCAGUUAAUUUUCAAAAUUUUCUUUUUUCUUCUCUUUCUUUUCAUUAUUCCAUUAAUGUACCUGUCAUAUGUUAUGAUUAUUUGAUUGGUCUUCUUGACACUUACUUGUCAUAUACGAACGACAUUUAUGCAAUGUACAGCACAAACUUGAAUACUACCAAUGACUGGAUGAGUUAAGAACAAAGAUACAUUCAAAUUGCUGUCCAAUCAAACAACGCUACUCUGUCCUGUCUACACAAUUCAACUUUCAACUGGAUUAAAAAUGGCGGAUAAGUAUUCAACGCUUAGUAAAAACACUGUAAUUGGAACAAUGCGGCAUUGGUCACAAACAAAUUGACUUCAAUAUCUCUAAAGGAAACGAGAUAUGGAGACUUACCUAUGCUAUUGCUUUUAAUCCAACUUCAUUUGAAUGGUUAUCCACCAGCUGCAGGAAAAACAGCACAGCGCAUAGAUGACACGGAACAUCCCACAGAAUCGGAAAAUAGCAUUUUUAAUGUAAACAAUAUAGAUAAUCAAAAUAUAUCUUUUGACCGUCUUUGCCCUAACAUUUGAGCAAAUGAAUACGAUAGGCACAAUCAAAGAGCAUAACAAGUAAAAGUCAUCUUCAGAUAAACAAUAGUGGAGAGCUGCAUCGUAAACCCACAUUUGGUUAGAAACAAUAAGUUCUAACAACAAUCAACAAAGUUUGUCUCCAUAUAUUUUUCCAUUCAGCUAAGUUACAUAAAUAAGUGUAGUUUAUGGAGAAAACAACACUUCAAUAUAAAACGCUGUAACGAAACAAAACAGGACGUAACUUAACAUAGAACUCGUCAAUCGAUAGGUGUAUAAUGAUAAGAUAGAAACAAAUGAUACGUACUAGUUUGUAAGAAAUUAAUAAUUAUUUUUUGCGAUUCCUUCCAUCAGGAUGAUCAUUAUGAUG
Anopheles coluzzii is the source of this 3791-nucleotide messenger RNA. Its product is annotated as homeobox protein abdominal-A homolog. The coding region runs from base 1458 to 2627 and encodes 389 amino acids. Gene Ontology annotation, cellular component: nucleus. The transcript has 8 exons. Gene Ontology annotation, biological process: anterior/posterior pattern specification; negative regulation of transcription by RNA polymerase II. Gene Ontology annotation, molecular function: DNA-binding transcription factor activity, RNA polymerase II-specific; RNA polymerase II cis-regulatory region sequence-specific DNA binding. The record is from RefSeq and is a predicted model, not a curated record. Lineage: Eukaryota; Metazoa; Arthropoda; Insecta; Diptera; Culicidae.